Linnemannia hyalina is the source of this 396-nucleotide messenger RNA. The record is from the annotation of a GenBank genome assembly. Lineage: Eukaryota; Fungi; Mortierellomycota; Mortierellomycetes; Mortierellales; Mortierellaceae.
AUGGCAAGCAAGGACGGCAACAAGAGCACCCUCUUCGUCGGUGGUCUAGAUGAACAGGUGACACCACAAGUCCUCCAUGCCGCAUUCAUCCCUUUUGGCGACAUUACACAGAUCGAGAUCCCCUCUGAUCCCACCUCCAACGCACCGCAUCGUGGGUUUGGAUUCGUCGAGUUUGAUCUGGCAGUGGACGCACAGGCUGCACAGGACAACAUGCAUCUUUCAGAACUCUUUGGCAGGACAAUCAAGGUCAACCUCGCAAAGCCAGGAAAAGGAGGUCCAGGGGGGCUGAGAAGUGGACCCGAGAAGGCUAUCUGGGCAGACGAGGAUUGGCUCAAGGAGAACGUCAUGGGCGACGACUCGCACUUGUUAUCAUCAGCAGCAGACCAGGAAUCAUGA